AACAAUAUGACGGCGGCCCGUUUCCAAGACCAGGAUGAUGUGACGGACACGCUACACGUGAUGAACACACAGAUGUUGCCAUGCCUACAGCCAAUGACACACUCCUCCUCACAGGAAGACAUGAGUGCCAUGGAGGUGGUGCGGGAAAAGUGGUGUGCCUUCCUAGGGCAGGAGAUUAACGCUCGCAAAAUUGAGAAGCUCCAAGAUUUCAUGUCAAAGUUGUUUGAUCCGCCGAGCAAACACGUCCCCCUGCUCUACAGACUGUUCAGAUGCAGGAUUUACGGGACUUAUACUGACAGUAUGUAAAUGUGAUAGACAGCGCUGUCAACAGUGGAUCAGUGGAAAAGGCACUUAAAUGUCAGUGACGGUCAACAUCGGUCAGUACAGAGGAUCAACGGUCAAUGUUUGGUCGGCACAGAGGAUCAGCGGUCAAUGUUUGGUCGGCACAGAGGAUCAACGGUCAAUGUUUGGUCGGCACAGAGGAUCAACGGUCAAUGUUUAGUCAGUACAGAGGAUCAAGGGUCAACAUUGUCAGUACAGAGGAUCAACGGUCAACAUUGGUCAGUACGGAGGAUCAACGGUCAAUGUUUGGUCAUCACAGAGGAUCAACGGUCCAUCUUUGGUCGGCAGAGGAUCAACGGUCAGCAUAGGUUAGUACGGAGGAUCAACGGUCAAUGUUUGGACAUCACAGAGGAUCAACGGUCAAUGUUUGGUCAUCACAGAGGAUCAACGGUCAGCAUUGGUCAGUACAGAGGAUCAACGUUUAGUAGUAGGAACAAUUGAAAUGUCCUUAGAAAACCAUUGCAGUGUUGUCAGA
Molecule: messenger RNA, 817 nt
Organism: Mizuhopecten yessoensis (Yesso scallop)
Lineage: Eukaryota; Metazoa; Mollusca; Bivalvia; Pectinida; Pectinidae
Product: ubiquitin carboxyl-terminal hydrolase 28-like
Exons: 2
Coding region: 7-306 (99 amino acids)
Source: RefSeq, a predicted model, not a curated record